UUAUCUACUCCUAAAUUCAACCGUUGAGAGUGUGUCGUGAGUCCACUCUGCACUCUUUGAUAGUUGUGGAUGGAACCGCCUAUCGGACAGUAUUUGAGAUCAUAUAAGUUACCUGUCAAUGUUAGAAAUCACCUAAAGUCCACGCGAGUGCCUAAACUACAGCGCUUAAGUCAGCAGAUGACAAUAGUCUGCCUUGUUAGCUAAGCUAACUACCUAGCCUGAAGCAUGCCGAAUUUUUGCGCGGCCCCGAACUGUACACGGAAGAGCACUCAGUCAGAUUUGGCAUUUUUUCGAUUUCCACGGGACCCAGAGAGAUGCCGAAUCUGGGUAGAGAACUGCCGCCGGGCAGAUCUAGAGGCGAAAACAUCAGACCAGUUGAACAAGCACUACAGAUUAUGUGCCAAACAUUUCGACCCAGCUAUGGUGUGCAAAACAUUUAUUGCUUUUCAGAGCCCCUACAGGACUGUACUGAAGGAUACAGCCAUUCCAACUAUAUUUGAUCUGACAAGCCAUCUAAGAAAUCCCCAUACCAGACAUCGCAAGCGGAUUAAAGAACUUACUGAAGAAGAUAUAAGGAAGAUUAAAGAAAGGAGAUUGGCAUCUUCUAUUGAACAGCUUGUUUCCAAAAAAGAUGCCACAGUCGAGGAUAGCACAAGCGCCAAUGAGGAUGAACCUCAACUGUCCACAGAGGAGAAGGAGUUUCGUGAAUACCUGAGGUCCUUGUUUGAGGUUGUGGUCAUGUUAGGAAAACAGAGUAUCCCAUUAGUGGCUGACAAAGCAUCUGAAGCUGAGCACCUGUCCAGCAACUUCCAGGCUCUUGUGCAUUACCGCAUGAACAAUGGAGAUGAAGCUCUGAAGAAGCGGUUUGAGGCGACAGCUGUGAACACAGAAUACCUCUCCACAACCCAGCAGAGCCAGCUCUUGGACGUCUGUGAGAACACAGUGAGAGAGGAGAUGCUAAUGGAGGUGAGAGAGAGUCGCUUCUUCUCCCUAGUGACGGGUGACCUUGUUGACUUUGCCAACGAGAAACACCUGCCUCUGUUUUUACGCUUUGUGAAUCAGCAGAACGUCCUUCGAGAGGAGUUCUUGGACUUUAUGCUGUUUGAUGGUGAUGAGUCUGCACUGGUAGAGAGGAUGGAGGCCCAGCUGACUGAACGGUGGGGGCUUAGCAUGGAGGACUGCCGUGGUCAGGCCCACAAGGCCACUGGGACUUCCACCACCAAGAUGAAAGCUGUGGCAGUAUUACUGAUGGAGAAGUAUCCCCUGGCAUUGCACAUGCCUUGCUCUCAUAUGCCCCUGAACAUCCACCUGGCCAACAGCCUGCCUUUUCCCAAUGUCCAGGUAGUCAUGGAGACUCUGAGGAGGAUUGGCGCUUUCUUUAGAAGCCAGUUUGCUCAGAAUGAACUGGAAAAAGCUAUUUCUACUCACUACCAGAAAAAUGAAGAGAAAGGAACCACACUGAAACAGGCAUGUGGCUCGGGAUGGACGGAGCAGCACAAUGUCUUUGAUGUGCUGCUUGAUUUGUUGCCGCUCCUGCUACUGUGCAUGGACAGCAUUCGGGACAAUGACGACGGAAAGUUUGCUGACGCUGCCACAGCAGAUGCGUAUUCAAUUGCAGAAACCAUCGCAGACUUUGAGAUCAUUGUCACCAUUGUCAUCUUAAAGAAUGUUCUCACGUUCACCAGAGCCUUCGGGAGGAAUCUGCAAGGGGAAACACUCGAUGUGUUUUUCGCUGCCAACAGUCUAACUGCUGUCCUGCAUUCACUAAAUGAGGUCAAUGAUAACAUUGAUGUCUACCAUGAAUUCUGGUAUGAGGAGGCGGUAAGUGUGGCCACUGUAAUGGAGAUUCCAGUGAAGGUCCCAAGGCUGUUUCUUAGGAAACAGCGUGCAGCUGACGUGGGAGAAAUCCAAGCAGAGGCGUAUUUUAAGGAGUACGUGACUGUCCCUGUUAUCCAUGGCAUCAUGCAAGAGGUGGAGGACAUGUUCUCUGAGACCAACCUCAAAGCUCUCAAGUGCCUGUCACUGGUCCCAGCCGUCAUGGGCCAAAUGAAGUUCAACACCACUGAGGAGAACUAUGCUGAUGUUUACCGCGACGACCUCCCCAACCCAGACACACUUCCUGCGGAGCUUCACUGCUGGAGAAUCAAGUGGAAGCACAGGGGCAAAGAGGUGCGCCUGCCCACCACCAUCCAUGAAACCCUUCAGCUGCCAGAUGUCAAGUUCUUUCCCAAUGUGAACUCCUUCCUGAAGGUGCUUUCCACCCUGCCAGUGCUGAAAUUAGAGGACAACAGAAGUGACACAGCGAGUGAACGGCUGCAGGCUUAUCUCAGCAACAUGCCUGUUAAGCAGUGGAACAAGAGUCUUGCAAUGCUUAACAUUAACACUCACGUCAAACAUGACUUGGAUGUCAUGGUAGACAAAUAUUGCAGACUCUAUCCAGAAGAUGAUCCCGAGGCAGAGUCUGAGGAAGUGGCUGAGGAAGAUGCGAUGAAAUGAUGACACAGAUCCUGAGCUUAUUUAGCUGUUUGAAUGGGACAAAACUGAAUGAAACCGACAUGCUUUCAGUCAUAAACACAUCCUCUUUUUGGUCGCUCUUUUAUAUUUUUGUACACUUUGAUAUAAGUACUAAUCAUUUUUAUGUAGAUGUAAAGAGUUAAUAGAUGCCAUUUGUACUCAGUCCCUGAGCUUUCCAGGAAAAAUUAUUGUAUUUAGUGAAAGUAAUGUUGUAUUUAAAUGCAGCGCAGCUUAAUCUUGAAUUGUAAAUAAGUAAGCAAAUUUGGCAGGACGAAAACGUAAAAAUAAAUUGUGAGCAAAGAUUGCAACACCACAAAGUGUCCAGAAAUGUAAGGCGCUAUCAAAGACGUCACCUGUAAAUAUUUGAAGUUCUCUGUCAGGCUGUUUUUAUUUAUUAGACUAGCCUUUUCUCUUACAGUGCCGUGACCUUAUGGAAAGUAUUUUUAUCUUCCCUUUGUUUAUUUUAUUUGUCAAGUUCAGUAGAUGUGUUUUCCUGCACACAUGAAAUAAACUGCUCAUUUACUGUU
Messenger RNA from Micropterus salmoides (largemouth bass), 3041 nucleotides. RefSeq names its product THAP domain containing 12b (gene thap12b). The record is from RefSeq and is a predicted model, not a curated record. The coding region runs from base 226 to 2496 and encodes 756 amino acids. The transcript is spliced from 5 exons. Lineage: Eukaryota; Metazoa; Chordata; Actinopteri; Centrarchiformes; Centrarchidae.